AGUGCACCGGGUGAUUUCGUCAGCUUGGCGCUCGGUGUCUCGGCGGUGUCUGAGCGUCAGCCUGAGUCGGAAACUUUGUCGAGUUUCUCCGUAACUUCGUGUCGUUUCUGUGCGGAAACGUUUGUUAAUAUUAGUCGAAUCUUAGUUUUUGACACUUUUUGAAAGUAAUUCUCUGACUUCGGGCAGACUUUUCGUCUUUUAACGGCCGUUUUUUAAAGGAAGCAGGUGAAGGAGACGCGGGGCUCCGGAGCUGCUAACUCUCGGUAGCAGUUAGCGUUAACAGUUAACGUCACUUUAAGAGUGAACGGACGGAAAGCUAAUUUAGCUAACGGGUAUCUGACUUUGACACAGCUGCAACUUUGAACGUCACUUUGUUUUGUUAUUCGGCUUCUUUUUUUGGGAGCUUUUCGUUUGACUUUGACCGAAUGUCGAUGUCCAAAACUUCGGAGUAUCAACUUCAGCGAUAAUGGAGCCCGAGAGCAGCAGCUAGCAGCGCGUUAGCGGGGAGCGAAGCCCUGCGGAAACAGUCAAAGUUAGAUUUCCGCGUUGUGAAAGCUCUGCUCGUAGUUUCCAGUCGGCUUAGAGAUCGUCUUUGCAGUCUGUCAGGAUGGCCGGAGACUCCACCGUCAACUUUAACCUCCUCCACCGGACCUGUAAGCUGGUGGUGCUGCUGUGCUUGCUCCACAUCUCCGUCACUGUCGUCUUCUACGUCCGCUCUCUGGACAUCAGGUUCGCCUUCGCCCAGAACCAGCAGUCCCAUAAUAAUGGCACACAGCCAAACCAGGUCAGGAACACCGCGUUCACCCUCCAAACCGAACCGGCGGAGACCGAGAAGGAGGCGCCCGCGGAGGAGCCGGCGAAGAAGCUGGAGAAAUGCCCUGAAACGUCGCCUCUGCUGGUGGGUCCUCUGCGGGUGGAGUUUAACGUUCCGGUGAGUCUGGAGCAGAUUAAGAAGGACAACCCCAACCUGCAGCCGGGGGGACGCUUCAGACCCAAAGACUGUGAGGCGCUGCAGAAAGUCGCCAUCAUCAUCCCCUUCCGCAACAGAGACGAACACCUCAAGUACUGGCUGUACUACCUGCACCCCAUCCUGCAGAGGCAGCAGCUUGACUACGGAGUCUACGUCAUCAACCAGGACGGAGAUGAGAUCUUUAACCGAGCGAAGCUGCUGAACGUGGGCUACAUGGAGGCUCUGAAGGAGUACGACUACGAGUGUUUCGUCUUCAGCGACGUGGACCUGAUCCCCAUGGACGACCGCAACACCUACAAGUGUUUCAGUCAGCCUCGACACCUGUCUGUGUCCAUGGACAAGUUCGGCUUCAGGUUACCUUAUAAUCAGUACUUUGGCGGCGUUUCCUCGAUGAGUAAAGAACAGUACCUGAAGAUCAACGGCUUCCCCAACAACUACUGGGGCUGGGGAGGAGAGGACGACGACAUCUACAACAGGCUGGCGUCUAAAGGGAUGUCCAUCUCCAGGCCGAGCGGCGAGACGGGAAAGUGUCGGAUGAUCCGACACGAGAGAGACAAACAGAACGAUCCGAACCCUCAGAGGUUCGACCGGAUCGCUCACACCAGAGAGACGAUGUACAAAGACGGGAUCAAGUCUCUGUCCUACAGAGUGGUGAAAACAGACAAGUUCGACCUGUUCACCAAGAUCACAGUGGACGUGGGGAAACCGUGACGACGAGCGGCGGAGGUCAGCUGACGGGAGGAUGCGAGCUGGACUGAUGCAGUAAAAACCAAAUGUGCCUUUGACACUUGAAUCUUUAAAGUUCUGGUUCCGGUGGGAUCAGACGUGCUGGACUCAAACAUCAGCUGUUUCUGCUGUUUCUUGGAUUCGUUUUAUUUUUGUACAGACUGACUGACUGAGAGCUUGUGUGUUUGUUUUCUCCGCGGGGCCUCGAGGACUCUGAUUGGACGCUGACUGUAACCAAUCAGCUGCCUCCGUCUGUCAGUCAGACGCUGCUGCCGCGACACGUCCUGCACGAGCCUUUUAUUUUGAAAAUCAGCGACAAUCAGUGCUGCUGGGUCACGUGGCUUUACUGGCGGGGGGUUAUGGGUAAUGAACAGCUUAGGUCUGGUCUGAUCCAGAUCCUGGGUCUGUUGAUCUGGUUCUAAAUGAAUCCUGUUUCUCAACCCAAUUUUUCAAGAAAGAAAAGAAACCAAAAUAUUUGCGUGAAAGUUCACUAAAUAAUCUUAACUCAUGGUCCUCUUACUAGCUUUUUUCCAGAGAUUUCGACCAUAAAUCUCGGCCUUCUUCAGGGAAUGGUUCAGGUUCAGGUCUGAACAGAGCUCUGUUACGAUGGUCUCCUUGAUAUCUCCAUGACAACUGAGCUAACUCCGUCUGCUGAUGAAGACCGUGAGAUGCAGUUUAAAGCUCAGAGAAAAGCUAGUAAGUGGACCUUGAGUUGAGAUCGUUAUAUCCUGGUUUUGUUUAUUGAUUCUGAUUCUGAUCAGAAUCAUUGACGUAAGAAUGGAAAUAAUCUGAAACUCAAGGUCCACUUACUGGACAUGUUUGAUUAGUUUAUGUUAAAUAAUGAAUAUCAGAAAGAACCGGAACCAGUUUCACUUCAGAACCAGAUCUAAACACCCAACCCUGACUGUGAGUGUGUGUGUGUGUGUGCUUGUACUUGCUACAUAGUGAGGACUGACACGUUUUUACCUGCAGAGUGAGGACAUGUUGGCCGGUCCUCACAACUUCAAAGGGCUGUUUGAAGGUUCGGACUUGGUUUGAAAGGUGAGGGGCUACGGAGAGCAUCAUGUCAAUCACGGUCCUCACAAAGAUAGAAGUACAAGGAUGCGUGUGUGUGUGUGUGUGAAGUCCACUUUUAAAGGUCUUGAUAAUCAGGUUGUGAUUGAUGAUUAAUGUUUCCCAAAGUUAAUUUUUAUAAAAUAAUUAGAUUCUGUGAUUAAUUUAAAAACUGCAUCCUGAUCAGCUUUCAGCCAAAAUAUAACGAGUCCAAAAAUCUAUUUGAUUGAUUGAAUCUGCAGGUGUCCUUACCUGUUGGUACCAAAGACUUUAACAUGGGACGCUUGGCUCUGCUGCAGGUGUUCGUCUCAUUAUUGAUCCAGAUAAACAGCCCAUCAGAGAGUGUGUGUGUGUGAAAUCUCUAUUAGUUGUCGACAGGUUUGUUUGUUUCUCUGCAGACCAAAAACCUUCAUUAUUAUUAUUUUGUUGAUAAGCGAACGAAUCACCUUAAAUGUGCCUUAAAAUGAAUCUGGUGUAACUGGUUGAACCGGUCUGUGUAAACGUAUGAUGAUGAAAAAGUGAAGCGCUGA
Molecule: messenger RNA, 3279 nt
Organism: Siniperca chuatsi (mandarin fish)
Lineage: Eukaryota; Metazoa; Chordata; Actinopteri; Centrarchiformes; Sinipercidae
Gene: b4galt1l
Product: DP-Gal:betaGlcNAc beta 1,4- galactosyltransferase, polypeptide 1, like
Exons: 6
Coding region: 608-1681 (357 amino acids)
Biological process (GO): carbohydrate metabolic process; protein N-linked glycosylation
Molecular function (GO): beta-N-acetylglucosaminylglycopeptide beta-1,4-galactosyltransferase activity; cytoskeletal protein binding
Source: RefSeq, a predicted model, not a curated record